Synchiropus splendidus (mandarinfish) is the source of this 7358-nucleotide messenger RNA. RefSeq names its product mitogen-activated protein kinase kinase kinase kinase 3-like. The record is from RefSeq and is a predicted model, not a curated record. The transcript has 35 exons. Gene Ontology annotation, molecular function: MAP kinase kinase kinase kinase activity; ATP binding. Bases 135 to 3089 code for a protein of 984 amino acids. NCBI's taxonomy places the organism in Eukaryota, Metazoa, Chordata, Actinopteri, Syngnathiformes, Callionymidae. Gene Ontology annotation, biological process: protein phosphorylation.
GCCAUGUUGGAGCUACAGUGCACUCGGGCUCAUAUUUUCUGACGCCGUAUGUUUUUCCCCCAAAAAACUGUGUUCCCGCAUCGUUGUAGCCUGUCAACCGUGCGCGAUCGGCGACAUAGACGACAGCGGCAGUGAUGGAUUCCAACGUGGAUCUGUCCAGGAGGAAUCCGCAAGAGGAUUUCGAGCUGAUCCAGAGGAUAGGAAGCGGCACGUACGGAGAUGUGUACAAGGCACGAAAUGUGAACACAGGGGAGCUUGCUGCUAUCAAAGUCAUCAAACUGGAACCAGGCGAGGACUUUGCCGUUGUCCAACAGGAAAUCAUCAUGAUGAAGGACUGCAAACACUCUAACAUCGUGGCCUAUUUUGGCAGUUAUCUGAGGAGAGAUAAACUGUGGAUCAGCAUGGAGUACUGCGGAGGCGGAUCUCUGCAGGACAUCUAUCACGUCACUGGGCCCCUUGCAGAAUCACAGAUUGCCUAUAUGUCAAGGGAGACCCUGCAGGGCCUAUAUUAUCUACAUAACAAGGGCAAAAUGCACAGAGACAUAAAGGGAGCCAACAUCCUUCUGACAGACAAUGGCUACGUGAAAUUAGCUGACUUUGGAGUUUCAGCCCAGAUCACAGCCACUCUGGCCAAAAGGAAGUCAUUCAUUGGAACGCCGUACUGGAUGGCUCCAGAAGUAGCUGCAGUAGAGAGGAAAGGGGGUUAUAACCAGCUGUGUGACAUCUGGGCUGUGGGUAUUACAGCCAUAGAACUGGCUGAACUUCAGCCACCGAUGUUUGACCUUCAUCCCAUGAGAGCCUUGUUCCUCAUGACCAAGAGUAAUUUCCAGCCUCCUAAGUUGAAAGAUAAACUCAAGUGGACCAACAACUUUCACCAUUUUGUCAAGCUGGCUCUGACGAAGAAUCCAAAGAAGAGGCCAACAGCAGAGAAGCUGCUUCAGCAUCCGUUUGUGUCGCAACCCCUCAGCCGGACGCUGGCCAUCGAGCUGCUGGACAAGGCCAACAACCCCGACCACAGCAGCUUCAACGACUUGGACGACGACGAGCCAGAGCCGGAGUCCCCAGUGUCUGUUCCUCAUCGCAUUCGUUCUACCAGCAGGAGCACCAGAGAGGGGAAGACUCUAUCUGAAAUCAACUUUGGCCAGGUGAAGUUUGAUCCUCCUUUGCGGAAAGAGACAGAGCCUCAUCAUGAACCGUGUGAUUCUGAGCCAUAUCUGGACUGUGUUGAGGAACUCUACUAUACCGCGAGAUCUAAUCUGGAAUUGCAGUUGGAGUACGGGAAUGACUCACCACGUCUGCUGGGAGGCAACAAGAGCCUUCUCAAAUCCGUGGAGGAGGAAUUGCAGCAAAGGGGCCAUGUGGCACACUUAGAGGAUGAUGAGGAUGAGGAUGAUGAUGGUGCAGAUGAUGAUGAAACUCACACUCAUAAGUCCAGCACCAUCAUGAGGCCAAAGGUCCCACCGCCUCUUCCUCCCAAGCCCAAGUCGCUCCAGCAGCACCCUCAAAAACACGAUGACAGCCAGUCGCACAUCGAGGACGACGGCGGGGGCACCAUCAAACGCUGCCCCGGCCCAGAGACUCAGAGUCCCGCCAAGCCCUCCAACGUCCCUCCUCGGCCCCCGCCUCCGAAGCUGCCGCCCCACCGCCGCAGCAGCAUAGGUAACGAGACCGCCACGUGCACGGACGCCGAAAACUCAGCCCCAGAGGAUGAUGGGAGCUUUAGGCAUUUCUGGGAAUGGCUCCACACGCCUCACACAGAGGAGGAGCUGGAGGAGGCGUGGGAGGUGCUGAAGGAGGUGAAAGAGGAGCAGGAAAAAGAGGAGGAGGAAGAGAGAAACGGGCUCAGCUCGUCACACAAUGGUGAAAAGGAUGGUCCAGCUGAGAGACAGCAGUCCACGAUGCCCCCCAGCCUCCCGGUACGGAAAGACAAAAAGGAUGUUCCGAUGCCGGUGAGCAAUGGCCUCCCGCCCACGCCCAAAGUCCAUAUGGGUGCAUGUUUCUCGAAGGUUUUUAAUGGUUGCCCGUUAAAGAUCCACUGUGCCACUUCCUGGAUCAACCCAGACACGAGAGAUCAGUAUUUGAUAUUUGGAGCAGAGGAGGGAAUCUAUACACUAAACCUGAAUGAGCUGCAUGAGACAACGAUGGAGCAGCUCUUCCCUCGGCGGUGCACGUGGCUUUACGUCAUGAACAACUGCCUUCUGUCCAUAUCAGGGAAAGCCUCUCAGCUGUACUCUCACAGCCUGAGCGGUCUGUUUGAACAAGCCAGACAGUUGCAGAAGCUACCGGUCGCCAUUCCCACGCACAAGCUCCCUGACAAGAUCAUUCCUAGGAAGUUUUCUGUGUCCAAUAAAAUUCCAGACACAAAAGGGUGCCAGAAGUGCUGUGUCGUGCGUAACCCGUACACGGGCCACAAGUAUUUGUGUGGAGCCUUCCAGUCCAGUGUGAUGCUGUUGGAGUGGGUGGAACCAAUGCAGAAGUUCAUGCUCAUCAAAAAUAUCGACUUUCCUCUGCCGUGUCCACUGGAAGUGUUCGAGAUGCUGGUGGUCCCGGAGCAGACCUACCCUUUGAUCUGUGUAGCUGUCGGCAAAGGAACCGAGCUCAACCAGGUGGUCAAGUUCGGCACCGUCAACCCCAACUCUACCUGCUCCUGGUUCACAGAAGCCGAUGCGCCGCAGUCCUGUGUCAUCCAUGUUACACAACUAGAGAGAGACACUAUUCUGGUCUGCCAGGACCGAUGUAUAAAAAUCGUGAACCUCCAGGGCAGGUUGAAAUCCAGCAGGAAGUUGUCGGCGGAGCUCACCUUCAACUUCCAGAUUGAAGCCACUGUUUGUCUUCAGGACAGUGUGCUGGCCUUCUGGAGGCACGGGAUGCAGGGCCGGAGCUUUAAAACAAAUGAGAUUACCCAGGAAAUCUCUGACAGCACGCGCAUCUUCAGACUACUGGGAUCAGACAGACAUGACGUCUGUAAAGCUCCUCGGGACACAAGUGUCUCACUGCCCAGGGUGGUGGUUCUGGAGAGCCGUCCCACUGACAACCCAACAGCCAACAGCAACCUCUACAUCCUGGCGGGUCACGAGAACAGCUACUGAGGCCGACACACACACACACACACACACACACACACACACACACACACACACACACACACACACUCUCUCUCACUCUCCUUCACACUCUUCGGCCUGAGCGCCGCAGCACGAGUGGAGGAGGGACCUGAACACAGACCUGCCGCUCACGCACCUCGGGUGUCAGCGGCGUCCUGGACUCCACCAUAGCACCUGCAGUGUUACUGUGUCACAGUGUGGUAGCCUAGUGGAGGUCUGCUUGCUCAACACGGCGCUGGGGAGGAUCCGCCGCCGGCUCCCGGCGCUGACGCCAACACUAGAACUUGUUCACUUACUACUACUGCUACUAGCGUUAGCGCCUCACAGAAGAGCCAUCUUGCACAAAGAAACCCCUCUUUGUUUUUGUCCCCUUUUUUAAAAACUACACCUUUAUUUAUUGUGGCAUGAUGUAACUCGCAUUCACCCGGAUGGAUUUUCUUCUCUGCGUGAUUGAAAAACAAACAUAAAAAGCUAAAAAAAAACACGCAGAACCACGAUCAUCUAACCGCCGUCACCACACAAAGUGACCUCUAUUUAAUUGUUGUAAAUAUAAAUGUAGUAUUUUCGGACAGAGACGAACACUAAACGGUGGUGUAGCUAUCGUGCGUCGACAGUGUGUAUGUGUGGCAGCGGAGUUCGCUGAUCAUGUGACUUGGAUGAACCGCUUCAAAGCUUCGUCUGGACUUGAGGAUUGGACCGAACAAACACAGCAACGGUCACCUUCGUUCUGCAUGUGUCUCUCUGGCAACAUCCUGCUUGUUCAUGCCAUCGCAACUGUCAACGAAGCCGCGGAAGCUUUCUUUUGUUUUGACCAUUUCUUGUUUAUUUUUGUGCCACUUUUCUAUAUGCAAAAUGCGAAUCACCAUUCAAUCAACCAAGGAUUGCCGAGAAGUGAGCCCACAUCUGAACCCUGCCAUCUGGGGUCCAACAAAUUGACCCAGUCCAGUGGAGUUUCAAACUUCAAAAGAGUCAUUCCCCUUACCAUCAUUCUGCUUCAAAUUGCAGAGCAGGAGAUGAAACUCAAAAAUGAAAAUAAUUCAUAGAAGCUAAAAGUCAUGUCAAACGUUGAUUUUUUUAUGAAAAUAUUUUAGCUGUUGUUCUGGAAUUGUUUUUUUUUUACGAUUUUUAUCAGUCCUUUUUUGUGCCAAGACACGGAGGAACUGUUUCGCUUGAAAGGGGCAGCCAGUUUGUAUUUUAAAACAUAUUUCAAAGCAUUUCUUUUAACUCGUAGUUCUUUAAAGUAUCAUUCGUUCAAGAAGAAAAAGUCCCACUGAGACGCUCACAUGCCAGUAUUUUUGAGAGGCAAAAAUUCAAUCAAUUUUGGAUUUUUUUUUUUUUUUGUAAAUUUUGAAAAUUGUGACAAUAAUUGUGAGAGUAUUGAGAAUCACGAGGAAAGCUUUAGUCUUAUCCGUGCAGCUUUUAUUUCCUUAAGUAACUAAAGGUGUGACAGUCUGUCAGGUUCACCCAUUCAUCUGUGCUAAUGUUGGAGCUCUUUCUUCCUCCUCAGCAUCAGGAGGCUGUGGGCUCACUCUUUGGCAGCAAGUAACUUCAGUUAUUUUGAUUCCUUCAUCAUCAAUACUGUGAAGUGGCACUCAUUUACACGUCAUCCUAAUCAACGUUUUUAUUUUGCCCUUUUUAUUGAACCACUGGUGUUGGAGGUUUUGCACAUAGAGAACAGAGUUUGUUCAACAGCUGUGAUGUCACAGUGCCGUGUGAGUGAGUGAGUGAGUGUGUGUGUGAGAGAGUGUGUGAGUGGCAGGUGGUGCUCUCACUGAGGUGUCAUUGAAAAGUCAGUUGUGUAUUCAGUUUUCUCUCUGCUCUGUCACGUAGUGGUGGCUUCAUGUAGCCGUUGGUCAGCGCUGAGCCACUGGGAAAGGACUUCAGAUUCAGCUCAUAUUUAAAGGCAGAGCUCCCAACAAGCUGCAACAUGAUACAAGCCAGAAGGAAUGAGCAGCCGAUUAUUCUCAUGUAGACGAGCAUGGGAGCCAGAGAGGCCUGUCCCAGAUAAGUUAACACUCUGAUCGCCCAAAACAUUAUGACCAGCUCUUGAUCUUAUGUUGAGUCUGCAGUGUGGUGCUCCCUGUCUGCAGUGGUCAGUAGCCGUGGACAAACUGGAGCUUGUUGACAUGAGACAGCUUGAGUUCUGAGUGAGUCUGUCCGAUAGCACCGAUUCUCACGUUGCUGUUGGUCAAGCCUGCAGCUUCUGUGUGUGUCACUCGUGGAGGAGGCUUGGCCACUCGCGCCCAGGUUGCCGCUUCAUUUGUGGCGCCCUUCAACAGCCACUAACCACUGCAGACCACGCUGACUCAGCCGCCAUGCGUGAGGCAGGAGGUCAUGAUGGUCUUGCUUUUAAAGUUCUGUCACAACACUAAAAUAAUACUCGCUACAUAACCCAGCUCUGGCGUUUCUCAGUGAAACCGAAAAAGACACACUCCACUGCCAACGCUGUACAGCGACUUCGCUGUUUUUCCUCAUUUGAUAUUAUCAAAGAGACAGUUUCACUUUUUUGUCACUGGUCUUUAAGUUUUGGGACAAAUUUAUGGUGUCUUUUUUUCCAUCCUUGGUGCACAAUUCAGUUCACUAACAAUCUGAACACUUUUUACAUUUCUUUUUAUUCUUGCCAAACACUUAAGGAAAAGGAAAUACAUGUAUUUUAUAAUAAAUUAUUUGUAAGCCACAGUUAUGAUCAGCAAACAUUGUUCCACAGUAAAGAAAGCCAUUUCUUCAGUUAUAAAUAUAUAAGAACUGAAGUAGAAAUGAAUAAAUUGGUGGCAAUAUAAAGUUUCAUGUCGACCUAAUUUUAUGCAGAUUAUAUUUGUAAACUGGCGACAGAUCAAAAUGUAUCUAAUAUAUGUAACACAGUAUCCGAAGUAACUGGACUUUCAAACCCAAAUCCAGAUUGUAGAGGGCCGUUGUCAGUCCUUCCUUCAGCCAGUCACGAGUGUGACUGGAGAUUAACCUCAGUUUAAUUCAACUAACAGCUCCAAACAUGUUUUUAUUUCCCAUCAGACAACUGCCUUUAAAAGCCCCAGAUCUUUCUGACAGCUGUGCUCAUGUUAGUCUCCGGUUAAAUGUCGGUUACUAUAGGGAAUAGCCAGGUGCCGGCCAUUUCCAACAGACUCUCUCGGCGCCACCUGGGCCAUGCUCGUCCCAAACAUCCGAAAAGCCAUUUCUUGUAUUUGUGUGUUGUUUUCUGAGGGUGGAGCAGAUGGUGUCAGCACCAGUAUUUAAGGCGUGUCCUCUCUUCUGUCACCAUACACUUUGUUCUCUUGUUUCUCUGAAUGCAGCGCACACGUACUGAAGUGUAAAUAUUGUAAAUGAAAAUGGGGUUUGUUUUACAUACUGUAUAAUUGCCUAUAUUUUGUUUCAGAAGUGUAACAGAUUUAUCAGAUGCAAAGGUUAACACAUUAAAAAGAAGGAUCUCCAGCUGUCGGCUCGUUCCUGCUCUUGUCGCUCCUCAUCUUCCAGUGAUAGGAACCGGGCCCCGUCAGGAUGGUGGAGCUUUGGAGUGUCAGUGGAGGAGAAUGAGGUCAAAGAUUGUGUCUGUGCGGUUGUUUGGCCGGGAGUGAGAAGCCUCUCAGGUAGGACUGGCACCCCUCCUGAUCUACAUCUGCACACUGUACAUUUAUUCUCUCCUCAAGUGUUUUUGGGAUCGUCACAAUGGUUAAUACUAAAUGAAAACUAUGCCUCAAAAUGUAGGUUUUGGAUGUAUUACCAAAAUAUAAGAAAUGAUGCCUUGAAUAAAAAAUAUAUAGUUAUUACAUAAUGAUGUAGAAAUGUGUCUUUUAAAGUAUAUGAUUAUUGAGUUGUGAUGAUUAGAUGGUCUUUAUUUAUGAAAGUAAAAACGUUUAAUACGUCAUUGUGACUCACAAAUAUCGGGGAUGGAGAAAAGAGGCAUUACAUUUUCAUUGCAUUCAAUGGAUGAAAUAAAUUUCAGUUCAAAAUAAGUGAUCAGAACUUGCUCUGAGUAUUGUUUCAGUCUAGACUCAGCCUCUAUUUAUGUUGCUAACCUAUUAUUGAAUUGAAGUUUAAACUGUUCAGAUACUAUCAUUAAUAUGUUGUAAGGGCAAAACAAGUAUUUGUGUUUUUCAUUAUGUCCAGAAAGACCAAGUUAAGUUUAAAUGAUUAGGUCAAACACUCAGUUCAAGAUGAGGUCAAAUAUGUUUAAUCACAGCUAUAGUCGAUAUUGAAGUUAUACAUUUGGAUUUAUAUGUCAAUGAGCUAUAAAGUCGAGGAGGAAAAUCGCUUUAUUAA